CUGUUUCCAGAUGGCAGUAGCAAUUUUAUCCUUUUCGGUUUUCAAUUGUUUACAAUUUAUUUUAUUAAUUUCACACUCAAUUAGUUUUAAUUUUUGGUUAAAACAGUGUUUUUUGUAGCCUUUGGUUAUUGGUGAUCAUGGUUCGAUUAAUAGCUGGCAUGUGCCGAUCUAACAUUCUCACCAAUCUUCAUGGAUUCAAUAAUUUAUUUUCACCCAGGUUCAUGUCAGAUCUUCCAGCUCCCGUCAAAAUUGGUGCCUUUAAAUAUGAACCACGUUUUCUUGAUGUUAAUAAAGAUCCGGUUUUAAUUUACCAUGGACUCUUUGGUAGUCGGAAUAACUGGAAAAGUCUGUCAAAAGCUAUUGCAGAAAAAACUAAUCGGGUUGUUCUUCCUCUCGAUGUUCGUAAUCAUGGUACAAGUGGUCACUCAUUAGAAAUGAGUUACCCUGCUAUGGUGUCUGACGCAUUGGAAGUAAUGACAAAUAAGAAAAUAAAUAGAGCAACGCUUAUUGGCCAUAGCUUAGGAGGUAGAGCCUUUAUUCAAUUCGCUUUGACAGUUCCUGAAAAGGUUGAAAAAUUAGUUAUCGUUGAUGUUGGAAUGAAAAGACCUCAAGUACCAGCAUCACAUCAUAUCGAAUAUAUUCAAGCAAUGAGAGAAGCUUUGAAGGAUAUUCCACCAAAUUCUAGUCGUUCUGAAGCUAAGAAAAUUGUCGAUCAUAGACUUAAAAGUGCUGUUAUAGAUCCUUUCAUUAGAGGUUUUCUCCUUUUAAAUCUUGUGGAAACUGAAUCUGGUCAAAUUGCUUGGCAAUUAAAUUUGGAUGCAUUAGAAAAAUCGUUAAACGAAGGUGUAAUUGACACAAUGUCAGUUGAAGGAAUGUACAAUGGACCAACAUUAUUGAUUUAUGGAAGUAAAUCAGAGUAUGUGGAUGAAGAUCAAAUUAACAAAUUAGCUGAACAUUUUCCAAAUUUGCAAACACAAUGUAUCAAAGAUGGAACUCAUUAUCUCCAUGUUGAAAAAGCUUCUGAAUUUUUGAAAUACGCUACGGAAUUUAUCAAUCUUUAGUUUUAAAGAAAUUUUCAUCUCUCUCGCUUUACCUGUGUAAAUUAUUCAAGAAAUAUUGUCAAAAGUAAUAAAAUGUUAUAUUAUUAAUAAUU
Molecule: messenger RNA, 1153 nt
Organism: Tetranychus urticae (two-spotted spider mite)
Lineage: Eukaryota; Metazoa; Arthropoda; Arachnida; Trombidiformes; Tetranychidae
Product: sn-1-specific diacylglycerol lipase ABHD11
Biological process (GO): lipid metabolic process
Cellular component (GO): mitochondrion
Molecular function (GO): carboxylic ester hydrolase activity
Source: RefSeq, a predicted model, not a curated record